This is a messenger RNA of Durusdinium trenchii, 7116 nucleotides long. NCBI's taxonomy places the organism in Eukaryota, Dinophyceae, Suessiales, Symbiodiniaceae. The record is from the annotation of a GenBank genome assembly.
AUGUCCUGGUGGUUGGCUGGCCUCGACAUCCAGUCAACAAAGAAGUACAACCUGGCGGCGCGGUGGCUUCUUCGCCAAUCUGGCGUUGUUCGCCAGAGGGGCGAGGAGUUUGAUCCUGCUGAUCUGACCUACCAGCAGGAAGUGAAGAUGCCCAAUGCCACCACUGGCGAUGAAGAGGUGAUCAUCCCUGAGGAUCCCCUGAGUGGCAUCAACAAGCUCCUGAACGCCCUCGAGGAGAUGACAGGCCGGACGGCCUUAGACAAGAGAGGAGAGCUCCGACAUGUCUUCUACCUGGAGCUCAAAAGGCGGGGCGGCGAGAGGAUCUCCGAGUUCACGACCCGGUUCAGGACGUUGGUUUCAGAGAUGAAGUCCGAGGGCGUGGUCGUCUCGGACAACGAGUUGGGCUGGUGGUUCACCAGCUACCGCAAGCCUAUGGGGGCCAAGCAGGCCAUGGUGUCGGAGGUGGAUGAGCAGCCGGAGGAGACGGCUGAUGAGCCGGUGGAGGAAGCCCCUGAUCCUCCAAGAGAUCCGGAAUGCCAAAAGCCCGGCCAGCAACUCGGUCGGAAGAAGGGCAAACCGCCCGUGAAGCAGGUCAAGGUGACCGAGACCAUGAACACCGAGCACAUUGACCCCGACGGCAGCCAUGAAGUUUUGACUGUUUUGUGCAGCCCUCAAAAGCUGACGGCUGACUUUGAGACGGCCUUCAACCAGUCUCACAUGCCCAAAGAGGUGAACCUCGUGCAAGGGCUCACGAAAGACAAGCGGCUGGUUGGCGCUUUGGACAGUGCUUGCAACCGCACCUGCACUGGUUGUGAAUGGCUUUCCAGCUACCUCACCUGUCUUCGUGAAAGUGCCCCCAAAGCUGUACUUGAGUUGGUUUUGGUGGAGGAUGAGAACGAAACCUUCAGGUUUGGUAAUGGUGGCUGCCAGAAAAGCUCUCAAAGGUGGAGGUUGCCCACAAUGGUCGGGGGAGUGGUUCUUUGUUUUUGGACCUCAGUUGUAGAUGUUCCUUCGUUGGGGCUGCUCCUUGGACGUGAUUUUUUGGAAGCGGUUGGUGCAGUGAUGAACUUUAGCAAGAAGCUGCUUCACUGUGAGCUUUUGGGUGCUGAGCCAAUCCGGCUACGACAGCUCUCGGCAGGCCACUUCUUCCUCGGCUUGCUGCCGGAGCGAUGGCCAGGCCUGGGCCCUCAGCGCUGGCGGAAACUCGGAGUCGAUGGUGUCGUUGAGAUUCAGAUGAGCACUUCACGUUGGUCCUAUUUGCGCUAUCUGCAUUUGCCCUACCCGGCAAUCUCGACGGCCGACACCUGGUUCGACCAAGGACAGAAGCAAGCCAAGGACAAGGUGAUCAGCAAGCGCCAUUUGAUGAAGGCCUACGAGGCAGACAAGUUCACCUUUGCCCACCUGAGCGAAUGCAUCCAGUGGCGGAACCGCAUUGGUUUGGACGCUUCAUUUUGCGAAGAUCCAGUUCUUCAGGGCUUCAAGUUGGCCAAGGCCGCCAAGGGUUUGAGCCAGAAAGUCAAGUCCGCAGCUCUGGCGGAAGCUCAAACCAAAGCCCAGGAAGCAGCCGCAGCUGGCGAGUUGGAACAACAGGCGAGGGAGCUCAUUGGACCUCGAGGUGGACUACCAACUCUCCGAAAAGAUCUUGUGAAGCUGGCGGCAUUGCUGAACGUCCCAAUCCAAGCGUCCGACACUGUGGAGCAGAUCAAGGAGAAGGUCAAGCCGACCGUUGCAUUGUUGAAGGAAGGCUCCAAACCUUCCGCAAAAGCCAAGGCCAAGGGAGACGCCAAGAAGCCUACUCUGGCUCCAUUCAUCGUGGAGUCCACCCUCUACAAGAACUUGAAGAGCGAGGCUUCGGGAAGUCGUCCACCAGAGAAUGUGCCUUGGCCUCAAGUUCAGGCGAUGCAAAAGAACUUCCAGGCAGCCUUGGACCGCAUGGCAUUGGAGAUGCAAGAACUCCGAAACGCCCGCUGGGAGCAGAUGACAGAACCCAGUCUCAUCGCCGACACCGAGAUGGGGUGCCAGGUGGGGCCGGAUGGUUAUCAGGCGGGGCCGGACAUGGAGGAGCUCUACAAGAUCGACCCGGACUUCCGUGCAGAAGUGGCCAUGAGCCUGGAGCAGGACUUCGAGGCCAGACUGGCCGCCCAGUAUGGAGAGGGGAGGAUUCCCUUCCUGAGCCAAGAGGAGAGAGAGGUUGAGUACUUCGAGGAGAUGAAUGCCCAUUUGAAUGAAGAACCCUUUGUCCAAGUGAUUGACCUGUCCAAAAACAUCCAUGAGGCCCUUGCGAAUGAGCACAACUCGGACCCUACAAGGCCCUUUGUUGCUGAAGUCUUCACGAACUCCCGAAAUGUCAUGAAAGAAGCUAUGAGGAGGGGCCAUGUGGUGGGUUCAGCAAUGAGCCUGGAGAAUGGAUGGAACUUUCUUCGCCGUCGUGAUCGAGAAGAAGCUCUUCGGCGACUUCAGAAGGAGAAACCGUACUGUGUGGUGCUAGCUUUUCCUUGUGGAUCUUUCAGCCCCUUGCAGUACCUGAACAGCAAAAGCCGAAUGACCUGGCCUUCAAGAAUGUCUUCCGGGCGCAUCCUCAUGAACUUUGCGCUCCAAGUGGCCAGGCAACAGUUGCGAGAAGGGAGACAUUGCAUUUUAGAGAAUCCUCGACCUUCACUUGCUUGGAAGGAGCCUGAGAUGAGGCGCUUCAUCGAGGAGGACGUCUAUGAGGCGAUCUUUGACCAGUGCCGAUUUGGUUUGAAGGGCCCGACUGGGCAGUUGCACAAGAAAGCUACGCAGGUGGUUAGUUCUUCACCGAGCGUUACCAGUUUGCUGCAUGAUGUUCGUUGCAAGCGUGACCAUGAGCACAUGGCGGUGAUUGGUGGGGCGAAGAUCACAUCUCCAGCGGGGGUGUACCCUUUGCCUUUAGCUCGGGCGAUGGUUCGUGGACUGGAGGCCCAGUUCGAGAAGGACUACAAGCCCCGCGAGGUCCUUGCUGCGAAUGCUGAGGAGGAUCCUGAGAACGGAGCGGACGCUGGAGGAGGACAACUUCAAGAUGACUCCGACCCUGAGAUGGAGGAGACGGUUGAGGAGAAGAAGCUGGCGAGAGCUUUGACUUUGGCUGGAGCCCCAGCUGAGGCGGUGGUGGCGGCGAAGCGCCAUCAGUGCGCGGUUUGUCAAGAGCGCAAACCACCAAAAGUGCAGCGUCCUGCUUCCUUGCCUGCACCCAGAGAUCUUGGAGACCAAGUUCACCUGGACCUUUUGGAAGUUGAGGACGGCCGUGAGAGAAAAUACUUCGUGGCCCACUGCACUGACUAUGCCACUCGGUUUCAAGCAGCCGAGAUUUUGAAGGAUAAGUCCACGGGAGAAGUGAUUCGCUUCAUGCAGACCAAAUGGCUGCCGACCUUCGGAGCUCCACGAGUUCUUGUUUGUGACCAAGGCCGUGAAUUCGUGUCUUGGCAGUUUGAAGAGUGGUGCUCCUCGAUCUCCACCUUCCUGUACCACAUUGCAGUGCAAGCCCCAUGGCAAAACGGGGUGGCAGAGAAAAGUGGAGGUAUCAUUAAGACCAUCCUGGCGGCGAUUGUAACGUCCAAGGCGGUUGUCACCCCUGAGGAGAUGGACUUGGCCUUAGCUGAAGCCGUCGCUGCCUACAACGGCGACAUUGAUGGAGAGAGUGGAACUUCGCCUUAUCAAGCCGCUCUCGGACGCCAACCUCGGAUGGUGGGUGAUGUCCUGGGUGGAGUGCAGCAACGACUGGCUGAACAUGGGCUGAUUGACUCCAAACCUUCCUUGGCCCGACAGCUAGCUCUUCGUGAAGUGGCAAAAGUUGCGAUGACCAGAUUGCAUUUCUCCCGGAGAUUGAGAAAGGCAGAGCUUGCACGUUCUCGCAAUCCCACAGUUCAAGACCUACCAGAGCCUGGGAGCAUCUGCUACUUCUAUCGGCCUUUGCGCUUCGACCGCAAAGACUCUGCAAGUCGAAAGAGAUUGAGUUUGAAGCGGUGGCAUGGGCCUGCUCUGAUGGUGGCUCGUGAAGGCAACUCCAACGCCUUCCUGUCCCACAAAGGUCAAUUGACCAAGUGCGCUCUCGAGCAUGUGAGAAAGGCGAGCACUAUGGAACAAAUUGCUGCAGGCACCUGGCGGGAAGCCAUUGAGGAGGCCGUGGAAACGGCACGUCUUGAACUUGCAGCUCCAAAGUCUGGCGAAGCUCCUGUGUUGUCUGCCGUGCCCGAGGAGAACAUGGAUGAAGAUGAUGAAGUUCCGAACCCUGCAACACCGGGUUUUCUACCAUCCUCUUCGGCAACGAUGAUUGGAGAUGGAGCUCAAGCACUACAUGGUGAUGACCUACCUCCUGUACAAGCGAAGGAGCUGUUGCCCAUCAUGAUUCCUUCUACUCCGGCUAUUCCUUCGCGGGUGGGAUCGACCAUUCCGUCACGACGGAUGAGUGGGUUCGAAAGUGUCUCUCCUUUCCCAGAGACCGUGAGACGAGCGCAUGAGAGAAGGGUGAGCGAACCAGUUCCUGCCGGAGCACCUGAACGAGCCCUACCGGCUGACGCCAGUGAUGGAGGUGGAACCAAGCGUGCAGCUGAGACUGAUGCCGAGCAGCUGCGCCGAGAAGAUGUUGACUUUGGCACUGUACCAGGCAGCUCUUCCGAAGCACUUCAAGCUGACCGACUUCCUGGUGAAGAACCAAAGUUGAGUCGUGAACAACUUCUGCAUUUGCUUCAGCAACCCAACUUGCACCCUUUGUCGCAAGCUUUCUAUGGUGCAUGCUUGGACCAGCUGGAUCCUUUGGAGUCGGAGGUCAAGGACCACGGCACAUGGAGCGGUCGAUGGGGCCUUCCAUCGAGAAGUGAGUGGCAAACCUUUCAACGCCUGGGAAUGUCAUGGCCCACUGGCGCACCUUCAGAUCAUGAAGUACAAGCCGCUCAAGCUACCAGGAAGGAGUUCCAUUGGAAGCAAAUGUCAGCUGAGGAGAAGGAGGCCUUCACCAAAGCGGCCAAAGAAGCUUGGUCCGUAUGGGAGGAGAACGACGCCAUCGAGAUCCUCAGCGAAGAGGAGUCAGCCAUGGUGCGAAAACGUGUUGCGGCCAAUCGAGAAGACGGCCGUGUGUUGACGCCUCGGUAUGUCUUUACCGAUCGUCAUGAGAGCCUGAGGACGAAGGAGAAUCCCCUACCUCUCAAAGCUCGAGCUCGGGUCAUUGUCCCUGGCUAUAAAGACGUGUUUUCCUUUGCCCUCAGAAAAGACGCUCCCACUGGAUCGAGGAUCAGCCAACAUAUGAUCUUCAUUCACACUGCCGCCAAUGCCAAGAAGUUCGACGAUGAGAAGAAGAACUGGCGUUUGAUGAGUGCAGACGUCAAAAGCGCCUUCCUCAAAGGCGAUGCAUACAUGGAAGGCACCAGGGAGUUGUUCCUGGAGAACGUCAAAGGAGCUGAGCCAAAGUUGCCCUUCGGUGAUCGUUUGGCAAGGAUUCGCAAAGGAGUCUUCGGGCUCAGCGAUGCUCCUCGACAAUGGUACUUGCGCCUGAACAAGUCCUUCCUGGGGGCUGGAUGGGAGAGAAGCGUGUGUGACUACGCUUGCUGGCUUUUGUGGUCACCUGACCACAGUGUGCUCGAAGGCAUCGUGCUGUCCCACGUGGAUGAUUUGUUGCUUGGAGGCAAUGCUCGUGCACAAGCGAGCCUGAUGGAGAUCGGCAAUGAGCUCGGUUUCGGAAGCGUGGAGGUGGAUGAUUUCGUGUUUUGUGGCAAAAGAAUCCGUAUGCUGCCCUCUGGCAAGGUCGAGCUCAGCAUGACCGAGUAUCACAAGAACCUCAAGCCGAUCCCGGUGAGCAUGGCCCGCAAGGCUCAAGCCUCCGACACCCUAACGGAGAGCGAACGUCGACAGCUUCGAGCAGUCCUCGGUUCCCUGCAGUGGUUGGUGGCCCAGUUGAGGUUUGACCAGGGCUUCAGUUUGAGCUCACUGCAAGGUGAGAAACCAACGGUGUCAACCCUCCUUCGUGCUAACAACUUGCUCAAGGAGUUCCAGGCAAAGUCUGCGUUCACCCUGGUGUUCAAUGGCAUGGACCUUUCCCGUGCCGGGAUCAUGGCCAUCUCCGACGCUUCGUUGGGGAACACCACCAAAGAAGGAGGAACAGAUGGAGAAGCCCAUGAACGCCUCUACAGCCAAUCUUCGUACUUCAUCGUGCUUGCCGACCACGACUUGCUGAAUGGCAGAGAGGGAACGUUCGCAGUGGUGGACGCAAGAAGCCACCGCCUUCCAAGAGUUUGCCGCUCUACCUAUGGGGCAGAGCUCAUGGGUGUGGAAGAAGCCAUGGACAGUGGCGUCUUUUGCAGAGGAUGCUUUGGUGUCUUCAGCGGCCUUCCCAUGCACCGCCGCGAUGCUCACAAGGUGAUGGAGGAAAUCCCCAUGGUCAGCAUCACCGAUGCAAAGGACACCUACGACCGGGGAAACUCGGACACCAACACCUACGGUGCCCAGAAGUCCUUAGCAUUUUCAGUUGCUUGGGUCAGGAGCAUCCUCAAUGGGAAGAACACUUCAUUGAAGUGGACGGCUACGGCCAACAUGUGGGUGGACGCUGGCACGAAACUCAUGCCUUUGGACCACAUGCACCGCAUCCUUGCUUGCGGAAAAUGGAGCUAUGUCUACAACCCGACCUACGUGAAACAGCCCAAGAAGAAGAAGGUCAGCGGCGCUGUGAGUGGGAUAGUUCCUGGAGUUGCUGUCGAGGCCAAAACGGCCAUUUUUCCUUUCCUGCAGAACCUCUGCAGAAGUCCUGGAUGGCACCAACGGGAAGGGUUCGUAGUGCAUGUAGCUUUUGAAGCCAAAUCAUUCCGCAUCCCGGAUGCUCGAUAUGGAGCAUGGCGGUUCCCUCUCCGGACGACCUAUGGCAGGUUUGACUUGGCCGAUGGCCGAUCUGUCUGGAGGUUGUUGGAAGAGAAUGUCGAGUUGAGCCAGCUUCCCAAGAAGCAAGACCUUUUAGAGCGACCUGCCGGCUGUCUGAUCACAGUGUUCAGGCAUUUGCAGAAGGCGCCGAAGGUGAAUUCGAAGGCGACACCUACAGCCAUUUGCGUGGAGGCCAUGCCAGUGAACGUUGAGCUCUUGAAGGACCGAGAGAAGCGACUGAGGAGGGACACAUAG